This is a messenger RNA of Ananas comosus (pineapple), 2882 nucleotides long. Its product is annotated as nucleolin. NCBI's taxonomy places the organism in Eukaryota, Viridiplantae, Streptophyta, Magnoliopsida, Poales, Bromeliaceae. The record is from RefSeq and is a predicted model, not a curated record. Gene Ontology annotation, molecular function: poly(A) binding. Gene Ontology annotation, cellular component: cytoplasm; nucleus. Gene Ontology annotation, biological process: mRNA processing; regulation of mRNA stability.
AUUCCGUAGUACAUAUGAUUCUUGCGGCGCUCGGGGGCGGUUCACCGACGCGGGUUUCGUCGGCUCCGCCAUCUAGCGGAAGCGAAAUCCGAGGGGGACGAAAACGAAAAUCGAAACCCUAAUUAUUUUAAAAACUCUCCUCCUUUCUAUAUUCGGAGACGCAUACUCUUCGAUUUAGGUAUUGUUUCUUCUCUUUUUCGUUCCUUCUUUAUCGCCUUUCCUUGGGGAUUCUCUAGGGUUUUGGGGCGUUCCCUGUAUAGCGAUCGCCAUGGAUGGGACGGAUCAGGGCGGCGAUGAUCGGACAUUUAGGGUUAAUUUCACCACCGAGGGCUUGGCGAAACUUCGGGACAGGGUGAAGGAGAAGCUGAAGGAGUAUAUGGGUGAUUACACCGAUGACACCCUUGUGGAAUAUGUUGUUGUUUUGCUCAGAAACGGAAGGAGCAAAGAUGAGGCCAGGAAAGAGUUGCAUGUAUUUUUGGGAGAGGACAGUGUUUCUUUUGUUUCCUGGUUGUGGGAUCAUCUCUCUUCGAACUUGAAUCUUUAUGUGCAGUCACAAGUAACAACUUCGAACGAUGCCUCUAAGAGCAAUAACAUCUCAAGUGAGUCAUCCAGGAGAAACAAAUUACAAAGGGAGGAUUCAAACGUUGAGAUACCAACAGAUACUGAUAGAGGGACAAGUAAAAUUACUAGAAGGCAGCACAAGAGGGAGUGGAGAGGAUUAGUUCAGGAGGAACCAGGAGCAUUUCCUCUUCGGAGUGUUGUGACUAAUAUUCUGCAUGCGGAGGAAAAGACAGAUCAGAAAUCCAAUAAUUCUAGGCGAUCUCACUCCCCUAAUUUGCAUGUUCGGAGAAAGAGAGAACGAGAAGAAGAAAAGCAGCCUCCUAAGAGAGAUUUGUUCUCACAUCCAGUUCUUGAUGCUCCUCGCCGUCUUCUCCAAUUUGCUGUUCGAGAUGCUGUAAAAACUGUGCAACAGACUAGCCUCAGAACAGAACCCACUCCAAAGCGUCUUCGGUCUGUGGUGUCGACUUCCACUGCUGAGACUGUUCAGGACAAAAGACCACAGAGGACACGUUCAAUGCUAAGAGCACCAGGAGCUAUCACAGCAAUAAAAGCUGCUGCAGAAGCUGCUGAAGACGUGAUUAAAUCUAGGCCUUCAGGAAGCGUGUUUGACCGAUUGGGGCAACAGAGGCUUGGGAGAGAACAAGAGGAUGAGGAUGAAGAAUAUGAAGAUGUUGAUCAAAGAAGUGAAUAUGAGGGAGAAGGUGAAGUGGAAAUGACUAUGUUAGAAGAGAAACCUGAGAUUUCUGUUGAUUCUGCCUCUGAUAAUGAUGGAUAUCCAGGUGUUGAUGCUGAUGCUUCUAGAAACACCAUGAUGGCAAGCAAAGACCACGGCUCUUUAAUGGUGGAGUACAAUGUGUCACAGGAAGCUGAUGUAGUGAGAAGAACAAUGGUGAUGGACCAGGACUUACCUUUAACUUCUAGUUCAGUACCAGUGACUUCUAGCAAGAUUGUGAAUAUAUCUGUUAAUGUGAACACAUGGAAACCUCCCAACUAUCAGGUUCCAAGAGAUGUGAAUGUGGUGGAGAAUCAGGUAUCUGUGGAUAAGAGCAAUAUGAAUGCUGGGAAACCAAAUAUCAGUAUUCCGAACAAGAAGGAUGCUUCAUUGACCGAGAAAGUGAUAGCGGUUGCUGAUGUUCCAAAGGAGACCCAGAAGACAUUACCAGCACCUGUUUCUGGUUUAUACACUGCUGGCCAUCCUCUGGACGAUGUUAAUUCUCGAACUCUCUUUGUUAGCAAUGUUCACUUUGCAGCCACUAAAGAUGCUCUUUCUCGCCAUUUCAAUAAGUUUGGAGCAGUAUUGAAAGUGAUAAUUGUAACAGAUGCAGCAACUGGCCAACCAACAGGCUCAGCUUAUGUAGAGUUUCUACACAAGGAAUCAGCAGAAUCGGCAUUGUCGCUAAAUGGCACAUCAUUCAUGUCCCGUAUUCUUAAGGUUGUUCGAAGAAGCUCGCAUGAAGCUGCACAGAUGUUGGGCUGGCCAAGGAUUUCACGGGCUUCACCUUUUGCUUCUAGGCUUGGUAGGCUCGCAUAUCCGAGGGGAGUUCUUCCUGGUGCUUUCCGAGGCCGGCUUCCCAUCAAAGGCGGGGCUCGAAGCUUGCAAUGGAAGCGCGAUGAGGCUUCUAGUCCUCAGCUCACUGAGGCUGCGAAAGCUACCACUAAUGCCCUGUUAGCUUCUGGAAAUCAGGUUCUAUCUCCGACAUCAAGAAGUCUCACCUAUACUCGAACAGAGGCGAAAGCUGAUGGAAGUGCUGCUCUGUCAUAGUUACUCAGAUCGAAUAAAUUGGAUUGCCAAUUGCCUAAAAGAGUAGUUUUAGAAAGAGUUCUGAUGAAUUGUAGUAAAGGGCCUGUGCUGGCUUUUUCAUCUUCUGUGAUAAUAUACAGGUCUCAUUCUUAUGAGCGGAAACUCCAUGAAGAGAGCUUUGAAGGCACAAAAAAUGAAAAGAAAAAGGUGUCAAAGAAGAGCUUUGAAGGGGAAUGCUUGUGAAUAAAUUUAUAUAGUAGUGAGAGAGGGGAUGAGAAAUCCUUUGUUCCACCGCAGAGGAGAACCCUCCUGUUCUAUCUAGUUAGAUUUUGUGAUUAAUUUAAUCUGCCAAAUUUUCUGGUUUAGAGGCUUUUGAACUCAACAGAAACUAUGUGCCGAUUGCAUUAUCCAUCCAAUACUGUUUGAGCUUUGUUUUUCUUUUUGUCAUCUUUUUGUUUCUCCCAGUUUUUUAAUUUGGUACCAGUUUGAAAAUUGUGCUGUGAUCUCCAGAAGGCUAUUUCCACGCUACUCUUUGCGUAUUACUCAAGGAUUAUUUUUGCUUUUUUGUUUAAUGGAGUAA